AUCAACACGUGCAUUCGUGACUCCAGCGGUGACGUCAUGGCGCAGGAAUGCAGGUGUGAGGUUUUAAGCGUCGAGCAUCAGGUCACGCGACUCUUCGACCGGGAAGCUUCUCAGACACGACGAGCGACGCCGUCGACAUGUUCAGCAACAUCGACCCCAACAAACCCACACACCCCUGUGGCUACGACCUGGACCCCAGACCAGAGGACCAGGGGCCUCGCGGGGGCCGCGACCACGACCCCCGGUCCGGAGGCAAGUCCGACUGUGGCCCCGCUGGGGGUCGCCGUGACGACGAUCGUCAUGGAGAGGACGGGGAAGACUGCCGCCAAGGGGGUCGCCGUGACGACGACCGCCGUGGAGAUGACGGUAAAGAUGGCUGUGGAGGAGGUCGCCGUGACGACGGCCGCCGUGGAGAUGACGGUAAAGACCGCCAUGGAGGAGGUCGGCGUGACGACGAUGGCAAAGACUGCAAAGGUGGGGGUCGCAACAGAGAUGACGGCGACAGGCAGAGGCGCAGCAGCUCCGAUUGCCAUGGAAACCGCAAACAAAGCCCCCGUCGUCGCGACAGCAGCAGCGGAAGCGGAAGUGGGAGCGGCAGCGGCAGCGACGACGGGCACGGUGGCAGACGCAUGAAACAUCGCGGGCACAA
Gasterosteus aculeatus aculeatus (three-spined stickleback) is the source of this 649-nucleotide messenger RNA. NCBI's taxonomy places the organism in Eukaryota, Metazoa, Chordata, Actinopteri, Perciformes, Gasterosteidae. The record is from RefSeq and is a predicted model, not a curated record.